Molecule: messenger RNA, 14853 nt
Organism: Xyrichtys novacula (pearly razorfish)
Lineage: Eukaryota; Metazoa; Chordata; Actinopteri; Labriformes; Labridae
Source: the annotation of a GenBank genome assembly
AUGAGUUUUUCCUUCCUCAGCUCGUGCGCUGAUCAUCAUGGAGGGGCCCGGUAGGUUACAGAGCACAAACAACAGAGACACAGACACGGGUUUGACACAGAGAGCAUCAACUCAGAGGGAAAAUACAAACUUAAAUCCUCGAAAAUCUGAGCUCUGGAGGGUUUAAGAUUCUGUUUUUUUUACAACUGAAAACCAGAAAAGCAGCUCUGACUGUUUCUGUAAAGACUGAACUCAAGUAAAAUCUCAGGUCUGUUUUUUUAACCUCUCUGAAGGGCUUCACAUAAAUGUUUUUUAAAGACACAUGUGGAAUAAAUACUCAGGAUGUUUUUGAGUACUUUUUAUGCUUUUUUUCUGAAUUUUAUCACGAUUAUUUCUUGAAACACUUGGAUAUCCUAAAACAGUAUAUUUGACUAACUUUGUACGGUGGCCCUGAGAGGACAAUGCACAAAUAUUUUCGAUGCAAAAAACAGUUUGCUGAAAACCAAAAAGAUUUAAUGAAAAGCCCCCCAAAAAUCACAAAAUGCAGAAAUAUUUCAUGGAAUCCAACUACUGGAUAAAAAGUAUAUACAAGUUUUUUUUUUUGUUUUGCAAUUUUAUGUGCAUUUGAUGAAAUAUUUUGUGUUUGGCCAAGUGGUUUUAGGUUUCACAGAAUAUUUUUAGAGAAAUCUUUUUUUUUUUUUGCAUUCUAAUAAAAUUGUUUUUCUUUUUUUUUUUUGCAUUUUUUAAUUAGACUUUCAGAUUUGGUAAAAAUAAUUUAGAAUUUUGUGAAAUAUUUUUGGGGAUUUUGUAAGACAGUAAAAAAAAUUGUAAAAUAUUUGUGCUUUUCAACAUAUAUAGUCUCCUUUUAUGGAACAUUUUGUCAUUUUAAAUAUUUUUGAAAAUAAUUUUUUGUCAUUUGUGAAUUUUUUUGACGACAUAUUUCUAGGUAAAUGAACAGUUUCGUGAGUUGAGAAAUCUGUUUUUGCAUCGUAAAAUCUUGAUUCAGUUGACCUUCAGAGCCACCGUACUUUUGUUGAGUCUCAAUAAACUUUUGUAUUUUUUUAAUUUAAAACUUAUCUCACAUUAAAAAGAUUCUCAAUUUGACUCAAAAAAACAAAACAAUACACCAGUUUAAGAACUUUUUUGUCGUAAAUUAAUGGUUUAACAUCGAUUUAUCUGCUGGGCAAAGUGUUUUAUCUCUGAAUGCACUCAGCACCUCUGAUUCAACAGCUUCAAUAAACUCAGAGAUUAAGAGUUCAUAAAAAAAACAGAUAAUCAAUAAAAGACAACAGCUGAAUAAAAUCAGCAGAAAAGGAAACAUGACACAGAUGAAAGGAUGAAUAUGAGCAGGUGAAAAAUGAGACCUGAGAUGAUCAACUUUAACUUCCAAACAAAGAAAGAAAAAGAUGAAAAAUGAGACAUAAAUAAAAAAAAGAUAACUAUUUUAUUCAUGUACUUUAGCCAGCAGAGAUUUAAUAAAUAAAGUUUAAGUUUUAAACUCAGUCUUGUGACGGUCAUGUGACACUGAGAGUGAUGGUCAAAGUUCAAACAUUGAUAUGAUUUGGAUUUAUGACACACUGAGCUGUUAAAGGUUUGUUUGUUAAAAAUAACAAUUAUAAUCAUUUUAAUCAGUUUUUCUGUGGAGUCUUUAAAAAGAAGGGUUUGAAACAGAGCUGAGCAAAAACAAGAACAAAAACAGGAAAACCCUGAAUUUGAUCCUGACGUCUCUGCCUCAGUCUCCUGACAGCGCUCUGAUUUACCCGCUCACUCUUUUCAGGAGUUCAACCCAUAAAUUCAAAACCGACUGCGACUUACAGUUCAUCACUUUUUCACUGAACAUCCAGAAAAAUCAAACAUUUAGGAGAUAAUUUCUCAUGUGCAUGUUUUAACCUUUUCACAGACGUCUUAUCUUUGGAUAAAAGUUAAAAUAUCCUCCUCAGUUUUAUUAUUAAGUUUUAUUAUUAUUAUGAUUUUAACUAAUGCUGUUCGGCUCAGAUGUGGAUAAUAGAAUUCUUAUUUAUGGCUGACUUUGGUGUUUUUGAAAAUAAUGUGUUUUAUUUUGAGACUGUGAAUUAUAAUCUGCAGUAUAUUGAGUUUUUUUUACACUUGUGAAGACAGACUUUGUUGUUGACAUGCUGAAAAUGUAUCAGAGUUUGUAUUAAUCAGGUCUAACUUGAAGGUUUUUCUCUCUAAUAUACGAGUGUCUGCGAGGCUGAGAUCAGGUUCAUUUUGGUGGAGCUGCAGCUUCUGUCCUCCUGACGACCUGUCAUCUAUAUAAACCCUGUAGAUCCGAAUUUGUGUAAAAAUAACAGCAGCCACAAGUUCGCAUCUUUGGGAGUAUGUAGGUGAUGACGCUUCAGCUCAAACGGACGAGAAAAGGUCAAUAACCUUUGAGUAAAAAGAUGUUUUAUAAAGUUUUCAGGCCUUCACUGUGUUUUCCUCCCUUCUUCUUCUUCUUCUUCUUGCAGCAGCACUUUGUGGGUGAAUAUGACAUCUGUGAGAGUUGCAGGACAGGCCUUCAAUGUGGGUCAUUGUUCAGCACAUCAUUUAUCUUCUUUUCACGGCGCCGGCCUGCGGUCGAGGAGGAGUUUUAGUUUGCAGGGAAACGUGAGGAGGACCUCAAACAAACGGCUCCAACGGACUCCAAACAGAGAGGACUGAGAAAAACCCGCUCCCUGAUGACAGGAUGAGACCCACAAACAUGUAAGUUUAAACCAAAUAUGUGUUUUUAUUCUCAGUUUUAUUUUUAGUGUUGUUUUCUGAGCAGCAGCUAAAAUAUAUACGUGACUAAAAAUACUCUGAAAAAAUGGCUGUAAGCUGGUAAAAAAAAACGUGCUGUAUGUAGAUAAAUGUGGAGGGAAUCAGACUUAAAAUUACUAUUUAUUAUGAUAUACGUUAUACAACCACAACUGUGUGUUAUAAUGAAUCAUAUUUGGAUUUAUAUCCAGAUUUUGUGUUACAGUUUAAAGCCACAGUCAGGGUUUUUUUGCUGGCUGUAAAACAGAUAAUAAAUUAAUACUGAAGAUUUUUAUGCUUUUAUAAUGUUUUUUUUAACCUACAAAAGCAAAAGGGACUUUCAGCAACAUGCCUGAAACUUUUUUUUGGUGAUAAUUAAUAAUUAAAAAUUGUAAUAAUUAAUUGGUUGGAGGGGUAGGCGACUGACGACACUCUGAAAAAACAGCAUUUAAGAAAGUGAACAUUUACAGAUAUCUUUGUCCGUUAAAGAAAACAGGAAACAGUUGUAUUUGUUAUUUUUGAAUGCUCAGAACAAGAUCAGUGAAACUGUGAGAUGCUCAUCUUUGUCCACAGGGGGCGCCAGAAUCAAAACAAACCAAAAGUUCCCCACAGGAGCUUUAAGUAGCGCAAGAAAAAGUCAUGCAACGAACUCUUCGCAUCAAAAUUAGACUUAAAAAAAGUAGAAUUUAUUAAACAAGAUGUCCUUUAUGAAAAUAUUUAUGGAUUGGGGAGUGGGGAUGGCUAAGGAGGUCAGUGCGCCCCAUUUUCCCGCACUGUUCUAUCCAUAAAGGUAAAAAUCGCUCAAAAAAAUACUAAAAAAUAAAAAUGAAAAAUAAUCUUAGAUUUUAAUUUUUCCUCUACAAAAAGGUGAGAAGACUUAUUCAUUUGACCAUAAUAAGAGAGCAGAGUGAGGUAUUUUCAAAAAUAAUAUUGUUUAGACACAUGCAGAAAAAUUAAAGCAGAGACCUUUUUGUCCACAGGGGGCGCCAAAAUCAACCCAAACAGCAAACUCCUAACAGGAGCUUUAAGGUGGAAUUUCUCUGAAACUUCUGUACGAUGUUAGGCGGACUAUCCUUAACAAGGUUAGAGCAAUAAUAUUAAUAAAUGUGUAUAAAUGUGUGAAUCGCCAAAAUGUAGAAUAACACAAAUACUCUUGAUUUUUUUUUUUUUUUUUUAGAAAGUUAAGUUUUGGUAUUUUUUUAAUUAAAUGUUUCUGUUUGAAUUUGAAAAGUAUGAACUAGAGCUGAUAAUAACUCAAAGACGUCAGUAUAUUAUCAGGGUUUCUUAACUUAUUUAGUUCCUACAUACUGUAAAUUUAUCUGAGAUUAGAGAUAUAUAUUCCUUAUAGGAGAGACCUGGUCAAAAAUGGCCAAAAGUUUUUCAGAUUUACACAGCAGACCUACAAAAGUCUGUUAAACUGCACACAGAAAACCUGGUUGCAGACUUGAACAGAACAGCAAACAAAGCUGCUGAAUCUCAUCCCUCAGUGUUUGGAGGGAAGAAAGUGAGUCUGUUAUUUUACACUGAAUGGUUUUAUAAAUAAAUAUAUACUGGAGACCAAACUGGCGUGUACUCAAAGCAGUCCAACUGACAAAAUGAACUUUCUACAAUACUCUUAUUCUUUGAGAAGCACAAGUAAAUUAAAGUUUAUUUAAUUUAAGUUUAAAGUAAUGUGCCUCCAAACUGUGAAACUGUGUAAAAGUACUGAAUAAAAAUGCACAAGUUUGACACAAAUCUCUUUAAAUUAACAUUUAUUUUUCAUGUUUAGUGUUCAAUUCUCCUAGUUUCCUCUGCUGUGAGUGUAUAGCUUUAAAUUCAGUAAUACUUUUUGAUUUUUCCCUUAAUUCGAGACCAGUGUGUGUGUGUUUUUUUUCUUUUUUACCUUUUGACUCCGCUCGUCCUGCUGCUUCACACAACAUCAUCACGCUGGUCAGCUGUAAGAAAAUAUUAAACAUAUUAUUAUAUGAUUGGACCAAAUUAACCGUUUUAGACUGUUAUGUAGAGAAAUGCUGUCAUUAAAGAUAAUGCAAUAAAAGGACGUGUGCAAAAAAAGUUACUGUGAGGAGGUUUUGGUUUGUGUAAGUUAUAGCGCCCCCUGUAGACAAAUAUUCGCAUCUUAAGAAACUCGUCACAGCUUUUAAUUUGAAAGUCUUUUUCCUCCAGCCUGCCGUCAAUCAUCUGCUCUGACACCUCCCUCCUCGGUGAAAACAUUCAAAGCAUGUCGCUGAAAGUCACAAAAAAAACGGACCAGUCUUAAAUGAAAUAGUUUCACACUGUUAAAAACUCCUUACUAGAGCUUUAAAAACACUUAAAAGGUGGCGUUAACGUCCACUGAUGCUCAGUUACAGCUCUUUAAAAAGGACCAAAUCACAUCGAUCUGCUCACAGCCACAUUAUAAUGUGGUGUAAACCAGCAGUAAAUGUUUAUGCUUCUUAUAAACACCACAUCAAGUAGAGUUUUAUUGAGGUGACCUGGUGUUUAAAAGCUCCCACUUUGUCUGGUUUAUUUCACGCUGAAAAUUCAGAUUUCUUUUUCUGACUUUUUCUAAAUUUUCCUGUAUUUUAGGACGUUUAUUUUUGUUGUUUUUAGUUUAUUUGGUUUGUCGCUGAAGUUCUCUGAGCUGUAAAUCCUCUCGGAGUGAGCAUGUGGCUCCUGCAGAUAAUUGAAGGAGAAGUUUCAGAGCGAGGAGGAGGAGGAGGAGGAGGAGGGUGUUCAUGUCCGUCACAAGUCAGACAGGCAGCAUAAAGAGUGUGGAGCUCAUUGUGGCACAGCUGUGUGUGUGUGUGUGUGUGUGUGUGUGUGAGCUCAGAGAUCAGACAUGAAUUUAUAUUUAUCCAGUUCGUCUUCAUCCAGCACAGACUUAUCGUGUCGCUCCAUCUGCAUGUUCCCUCCUCCUCCUCCUCCUCCUCUUCUUCUUCGUCUCCUCUCAUCCAUCACCGAACAUUUAGACUCUGUGAAGACAGCGCACUUAUUGCUGAUUUUCUUUGUAUUUAUAUGACACUUUUUAUGGCUCUAUAAAGGCCAUCGGGCAGAUUGAUGUCUCUGUGUAUGCUAAGUUGCCAGUUUAAUAGGUACACACCUCUGUGUCUCGAUGUUUCGCUCUCAUUGUCCGGGGAGAAAAAAGAAAAACACAAGAACAUUUUCUGCAAAAAGUUAUCAAGCUUUAAAGUCACGUCUCGGUGCGUUAGUUUUCUGUGUGUGUUGGCUCAGUUUUCAAACAGGACAGUUUAGUAGGACUUAAAUCUUCAUAUUACGGAAAAGUGUUUCUUUCUACAGUGACAAAAGUGUCUGUAUUUUUUGAGAUUUGUCUCAGUGUUGAUCCUUUUUCAUAAGCUGUUAAAGACAUCUCUUCUUUGCUCUCCCUUCCUGCAGAGUUAUUUUUAACAGGAAAACUGAUCCUCUGAAAAGCUGCUUUGCAAAUAGGUACAACCGUCACUCCCCAAGCUUUUGAGCAACAUAUUAUGGCUUUCCAUGUUGCACAUUGGCUCUGUUUUUAUGGUUAUAAAGGCUCAAAGCUCCUCUCCAGUAAGUGGACCUUGUUUUGUUAACCUACUAGUUUAGUAUUUGAAAAAUAAAUACCCAAAACUUAAUGAAAUAUCAGUUUUAAGAUGUAAGAAACUAAACUAUAUGCUGCAUGAUUUCAGGGCCAGUUUGCAUGAGUUUCCUCGACAUUUAUCCAAACCUUUUUUGAGAGGCGUUAGAGUUAAAUAUGUCUGUAAAUGAACCUUAUUAAAGUCAAACUUUCAUUUAUUAAAGAAGAAUCAAAUAGCGGCAUAUUUUCAGGACAUUAACACACAUCUCUCAUCAGCUCAUGGAGCUUUGUCGUCUCUUAUUCACGUCUGAAAGCUCCUGAAAUGUCUUGUAGUUCGUCAGUUUUAUGUGAAGACUUAAAGUGGUUAUGUUUGCUGUUUCCUUAAAGAAAUAGUACUGACAUGUUUUUAUUAAAGUAAAUAAAACUUUGCUUAAUACUCUGCUUUAUGAUAACGAUGCUAAACAUGAACUAGCAUGUGAGUCCAUGAGCAUAAAUGUCUUUUUAUGUUUAUGAAAUCUUGGAGAGUCUUUGUCUCCAAAACUAACUUUUAAGAAGGUUGAAUCUCUGACAUUAGUUGAAACUUUAAAAGCUUUUAAACCUCCUCUCCUUGUCGUCAACAGUGUGUGGAGUUAGCUUCUUGUUUAUUUAUUGUCUGUUUAUUUAAUUCACGAUAGAAACUAUAAACUGCGGAUGUGGCUGAAAGCUCCUGAUUAUUCCCUGUGAGUUGACCUUGUCCUGUGAGUUAGUGUCUGCUAUCAUUACAGGCCCAGCAUAAAUCUUCCUCUGAGGGCGCUGCCUUUGGUGACUUUGGGCCUCGUUGAAAAAAUAUCAAAUUGGGCCUCGCCGCUUUAUUGAUGAAUAUUUCGACAUAUUUAAGGUUGCUGUCACUCAUGAACCUUCACUGAAGAAUCAUCCUAACUUUCCGUGUGGUGUCGCUGCUUACAAUCAAAGAUAAUUGUAUGAUUGCAGAGUGCAGUAAUCAUAACCAUGUGUACCUAAUAAACUGGCCAGAGCAGGAUGACAUAUUUUGAUUUUGAUGUCGGUUAGGUCUGUUUUUCAUCGAUUUCAGGAGACUUAACAAUAGAAUGACAAUAAAAUACAGGUGAAGAGAGGCGUAAAGUAAAAAAACAUGCAAAACUAGAAAAGAUACUGUGAAUAUUUUUUCAGUAUUGUUUUUGUUUUUCAUUAGUCAGUGAAAUAAACAUUUCAGCUCCACAAAAAUGUGAAUUUUCAGGCCAUAAUUUGUGGUUUUGGGCAUUAAAGGGUUAAACAUAGGUUUAAAAGAUUUGCAUAACCACCCGUUCACUAUACAUAACGUGCAGCUCGAGUCAGUAUUGGGUCGGUCCGUCAAAGACCACAUCUAGACGUCAGUGUGACGUGCAAAAUAGGUUAGAAAUUUAGGCAUCCAAAUUGGACCUUUUUUUUAGACUUUGCUCUGACGUUUAAAAUUUGGACAUCAUCUGAAAACCAAAUCUAGACGUCAGCACAACCGCAAAAUGGAUCCAAGAUUUAGACGUUGUUAUUGGACCUCUUUUAGACGUUAAAUGAUGACGUUUGUACCUCAUCAUCGAAAAAACAAAACAAAACAUUAAAUAGAUGUCAUUCCGACGUCGCAUCACUCAUACAUACAAAAAUAAAAAAUAUGUUACAUUUUUUUUAUUGCUCUUGGGGGCCCCCUACUGGCCACGAGGCCCUAAGCAGGCGCUUAGUUCGCUUUGGCCUUGGGCCUAGUCCGCCUAUUCAUACCUGCAGUAACCAACACCAUGUAUUUAUUUCUAGCAUAUUUACUGCACACACACUCAUUCAUAUAUAAAGUUCAGCUAAACUGCAUUUUGUUGUUCCUGUACUUGUACUGUGUUCAAUGACAAUAAAGUUGAAUCUAAUCUAAUCUAAGAUCCUGCUCACCCUGUUGGGGAUUCUAACAUGCAUAACCACCCUUUCACUGCGCAUGCUCCCUGUUAAACACAUCAUCCUGACCUUAUAUUAAAGAGGGUUUUUUUAUCUGAAAUGAACAAAAUCAGACCCCGCUGCUGCAGGUCCUUGUAUAGAUCUGUUCAAUCUAUAUCCAAACGCUCUCUGUGGCUCAGAGAUCAAAGGUGCUCCGCUGCAUUAAUUAGUUAAAUAUUACCUCUCUGAGCCAAUCAGAGCGAUCGAGCUGAACGUGAAGAUGAGAGAUCAAAGCAGGCGCAUAUCGAUCACCUCCUCCACCUCCUCCUGCUCCUCCACCUGCAGCAGUCUGACGGUCAGCCUGUAAAACAGAGAGUCAGGGCCUUUAUUCUGACAGGCUGAACUUGUGACUGCAUGCUCCACAUUUCCACGCAGCCUCACUGAGAGUUAAAUUAGAAACAAGACGUAAUGCAGCCGCUAUGUGAGUGUGUAAAAGGAGCAGACCAAAUACUGAUAGCUUUCUCUGCCGGGCUUAUUUAUGGGCAGCUCUGGCAUCGCUCCUAAAUGGGGAUGUUGAAUUUAUUAUUACAGCGUUGGACACGUUCCCAGGAGUGUUUAUUAUACACAGAACAGAGACGUUUGCAUGCUCUCAUGGGUGAUUUUUUUAGGCUGGAAAUGCGGCUUAAUUUCUCCAGGAUAAAAUCACAAAAAAAUGAUUAUUUUCGUAUUUAAAUUCUUGUAAAAGUGGCCUCUUUACGUGCAAAAAAAUCUGCUUUAAAAUGAGCUUCUAAAUUCUUUUAAUGUAGAUUUAAAAGUGCAUGUCUUAUCUUGAUCUCAGGGGCUAUUACCAUAUAUGAGCGUGCAUGAUCAGCAGAAAGGGUCUCUUUUUCCCACACACACACACACCCACAGUCACACACACAUACACACACACACACACACACACAGGGGCUGACAUUGUGUGCAGAAAUGCUUUGCAGGGCGGUGUGAGCUGCAGAAACACUGUCCACUCUGCUUCAUGCAAAGCCACAUCCAGCAGCAGCAGCAGCACCUCCACCGUCAGUGAGCUGCUGCAGCCUCCUUCCUCUGCAGGGAUUAUUAUCCGGGAUUUUUUUUUUUUUGUUCUGAAACCAAAAAGGUGAGAGGAGCACGAAGAGGCAGGAUGUAGUGUUUGUUUCCGCGCGGAUUGUUUCAGGUCGGGAUGAAUGUGUGCUGUGGAGGUACGGCAGCCGGGCUGGGUUAUGUGUCUUUAUGAUUUACGAGCCUGACUCCAGCCGCGGUUCAACCAGAGUUCAGAAAGCUGCAUGCCUCCAGACUUAUUCUCUCUCUCUCUCCUUCUUUUCUGUCUCUCUCUCUCUCUCUACACUUCUGCUCGUCUUUGCUUAAUAAUUCUGCUCUGUUUAAUUUCAUAUGAAGAGAGAGAGCUCUACAUUUAAUCAGAGAUAGUCGCUGCGAGGAUGUUUGCUUUGUUUCUGAUCCAAGCUGCAGCGCACAACACACUUUUGUUCUUAUUUGUGUGUGUGUGUGUGUGUUUGAUGGAUGACUUUUUCACCAGAUUCUGAUGCAACAUUUAAUUUUCUAGCUUGAAAAUGCCAGAGACAGGAUUAUACAUUAUUGAAUAAAGGCUGUUAUUUAUUAACAGUCAGAGGGCUAAUUUAAUUUCUGGAAACUCAGUAAUAAAACCAAUGCUUUAUUUAUAUUAAAAGCACUUUUGUUUUAUGGGCUUAUUUAUGUUUCCUUUAAUUAUGUGUAAUGCGUUUUCUUUUUUUUUUGGGUGUUUGUGUGCAGAAUAAUUAGAGACACAAUCCUUCGAAAUAGUCUGAAAUAACUGGAUCUUCUGUUUUAACAGAAUAAUUAAAAAGGAACCAUGAGUUAGGCUGGUCUGCUCAGUAUUCAUUGUUAAUUUCUGCACUGAAUUUGCAGCAUUAUCCUUAAAAUUAAGGUCUUAUUUCCCAUGGCCUCUCAGUCCAAAGAAAGCUUUGUGCCAGCUCAGUGAGGUCAACCUUUGUUGAGGAGAAAUCUUUUUAUUUGCAGGAUUAACCUCCAAUUUCUUAUUUUAAGGUUCCUUUUUUGUAAUCACAACAAGCUUUAAAUGCAAGUGGGGUAGCAUAAUUUUCAGAUUUGGUAUUUUUAGAGAGUUUAUCCCUAAAUGCAUUCUUUUAUUUUCUGUGGCCUCUCAGCUCAGGGGAGAGAAAUGAGGUUCACAUUUAAUUUUCAGAGGAAAAUAAAAAAGAUUUUGCAAGAUUAUCUUCAAAUUUUAGAUUUUUUUUCACUUGUGACUUGAGGAGAAGCUUUAGAUAUGCUCGUACUGUUUUCAAGAGGUUCAAUAAAAACAAAUAAUUAUAUUUCUCCAUGUUUUGCAAGAUUUUUGAGAAACUGCUUGGUUGGGAUGUCCUUUAUCUGCAUUUUUUUAUUCCUGUGGCCUGUCAGUCCUGAUGGGCCGGUAAAGUUUCUACAGAAUUGAAGGAAAAUGGUUUUAUUUCUUCACAUAAUCUGCAGGAUUAGCCCCAAAUCUCUCAUUUUUAGGGGAGGUUCCUUUUACCAAACUAGUGGCUGUUGAUUUCUUGGCAAGCCAGCGAGGUCCAGGAUACAUUUUCAGGGGUAAAUAAUGUAAAAUAAUUAAAAACCUGCACAAAUUAAAGCAGAUGUUACUCAAACAUCUUGUUUCAACCAGUUUUUAUUUAUGUGGCCUUACAGUCCACCAGAGGUUUGUAGUGUUUACUCUGAAUUUUGGGGGUUUAUAGAGAGUAAAUUAUUUAAUUUCUGAACAUCAUUUGAAGAAUUAGCUCCAUUUCUCUUAUUAUAAGGAGUUUCUUUCCAGCAACUAUUUUCUUUUUACUGCUUUUGAGAGACUUGUGAUCUCUACUUUUAUCUUUUUAUUGGUAAAUAAAAGACAAAUAAUCAAAUUUUUGCUAAAAAUUAGUUUCAUCCAAUCCUUUUCCCCCAUUUUUUCUUCACUAAACUAAUUUUCUGUUGUCUAGUAGAGAGUUAGUAGUCAAGUAGUGAGAGCUACACUAAUUUUGGGAGGUAAAUAAAAGGAAAAUAAUUAAGUUUCUGCACAAAUUUAGCAAAAUUAUCUCUAAAUGUCUUGUUUCAGGGGGGUGUAUUUCAACCAGAGCCUUUCUUUUCCCUGGCCCCUGUGUCCAGGAGAGGCUUGCUAUUCAUGUCAGCAGACUAUUGAGUUGAUAAGAUGGAUCAUGCAGUCUCCUCCCUGAUUCUGUCUCCGUCUUUUUUUCUCCCUCUCAGGCCAGAAGCGCAGGGCUUUCUGGAAACCUGCCAUGUGACAUUUGGCUGCCGGCUCUCCGUCAGAAGGUCAAAGGGAAGGGGGCUGCACGGUUCAUGGAGAUGCAGAAAACCAGUGAAAACCUGCAGCACAUCCAGCACCACGACUUCUACAGCGAGGCUUUGGAGGAUGUCAGCGGGUUCGGGUGUGAUCGUCAGGCGGCUUCAGACACGUUUGAGCGCUCCUCGUUCCCCCGGAGGUCCAGACUGCAGCAAAAGUUCCCCAUGAGCAAAAAGAUUUUCCCCUGGAUGAAAGAGUCCAGACAGUCAGAUCAGAAACCCGGCAGGAGGAUCACAGGUCUGUAUAUGAGGCCUUUUCAUUUAGUCUGCCUUAAUUAAGAAAAUGAGCUUUUAUUUUCUCUUUGUCAGGUUCAAAAGGUCAGCAGGCCAUUCAUCAAACUGAGGACAGGCACAAGGCAGGAGGAUAAAUACACCUUGGCUCAGGUUAAAGCCUCUCAGCAGUCAGCCUACAAGAUGUCAGAGACAAAUAACAUAUAACAAGAAUUAAAAUAGGAAGAGUGGCCUAUUGUAAAAAGAUAAUAGGAAAUAGGCUAAUGAAAUAAAUUAAAGUUGUCCUUCUAGCACCAAUUAGGUUCAGGUAAGAGGUUAAAUUCUGAUUUAACCUUAAACAUUCAUCAAAUAGCCCACCAACUUUCUAGUUCAAAACACCAAUAAACAAUAAACAAGACGCCAACUGUCAUUUAAAUGGCAUAUGACCAGAGAUAGCAGUUAGCUACUCCUAUUUUUAAAAGCCUGAUGAUAUUGGACAUUUUUUAAUAGUCCAAAAAUACAAAAUAAAACAAGAAUUAGAAUAGAAACAGUAGGCUACUGUAAAAAAGGGGGAAAGGGAAAAAAAGGUAAUAGUCUAAUAAAAAUAGAAGGAAAGCUGUAUGAGGUUAAAUUCUGAUUUAACCUUAAAUAUUCAAUGAAUAGCCCACCAAUUUUCCUGUUCAAAACUCCAAUAGACAUGAUGCUAACUGUCGUUUAUAGUUAACAUCCGGGUAUUUGAGCCUUAUAGUUAUGGCAGCGGCUAACCAUUACAGUAGCAGCACCUGCUAGUGGUGGAUGGUAUCACUACAGUUAACACACACGACUGGUACUUUGGGCCUACAAAUAUAAAAAAUGUUGAUGAUUUAUCUAUUCAGUGCCACUAGCUAGGGUGACGGAUUUUAACAGAUUCAAAGGCACCUAGCUAGCUUUAUUCACCCGGCAUGACCAGAGACAGCCGUUAGCUAGUCCUAUUUUCAAAAGAAUUCGAAUAGAAAGAGCAGCCUACUGUAAAAAAGGUAAUAGUCUAAUAAAAAUAAAAGGUAAGAGGUUAAAUUCUGAUUCAACUUUUAAUAUUCAACAAAUAGCCCACCAGUUUCCCAGUUCAAAACACCAAUAAACGAUAAACAAGACGCUAACUGUCGUUUAUAGUUUAUAUCCGGGUAUUCGAGCCUUAUAGAGUUAUAGCAGCAGCUAACCGUUACAGUAGCAGCACCUGCUAGCGGCGGAUGGCUUCACUACAGCUAACACACACAUGACUGGACUUUUGGGCCUACAAAUAUGAAAAAUAUUAAUAAUUCGUUUAACUGACUAGUGCCGUUAACUAGGGUGGUUGUUUUUAAUAGAUUAAAAAUGCACCUAGCUAGCCUUAAUCACCGGGUGUGACCAGAGAUAGCCGGUAGCUAGUCCUAUUUUUAAAAGCCUGAUGAUAGAGGACACUUUUUAAUCGUCCAAAAAUACAACUUUAUUCUACUAUUAAGCAAUAGAUGUAAAUAUUAGGCUACUAAUAACCUCGACCUUUAUCCAUAGGCUAAAUGUAGAAAAACCCAAGGUGUCUGAUAUUGGCCUAUUAGAUCUAAAAAAUAUGACAACGACCACAUGAGAUAGACCUGAAACUGUUUAUCAUAAAGGCCAAAAUUUUUGAAUCCUUCGUUUUACGCCGUAUAUCCCUGCUUUCAGUGUACUGUUUUAUUUAUUUUGAUAUUGGACACCAAAGUCCAGGUUCAGUCAGGUUGGCCGAACGCAUGUGCCCUAAAAACGUGAAAAAGCCAAUUAAUAAAUCAUUAACUCGAGUGUAAACUGAUAACAUUCCCGUAAAAAAAAACAACAGUUUCACUUUCAUUCCCCCUUUAGGAACUGCAGCCAAAAAAAUAUUUUUAUUAACUUCACUGUUUUCAAGAUUAAUCGAUUAGUUAUGUUAUGUUUGAAAUAAUGAAAAAAAAAACGUGAACAAAGCCAAUUAAUAAAUCAUUAAUCAAAGUGUAAACUGACUGCAUUCUCGUUAAAACACAACAGUUUCACUUUCAUUCCUCCUUUAGGAACUGCAGCCAAAAAAUAUUUUUAUUAACUUCACUGUUUUCGAGAUUAAUCGAUUAUUGGUCGAAGUUAUCAGGCAUUGCUAUGAGUGUGAGAAAGAAAAAUUAUCCACAGUGUAAAGCUUGAAUCACAGAACUUUGACUGUUUGUAUUCAAGUAUUCUUGGAGAUAUUUACUGUAAAACAGAUAUAACUUUAAAUUUAUUUUUUAAAUCAGCUAAUAACUGCAGCAUUUAUUCGUAUUUUUAGUUGACUCGAGUUAAUUGGUGCUUUUCUUGUCUUUCAAAUGAAGUCUCAUUUGUUUAGUUUUUAAAAUGAAAGUGCAUGCAUUGCUUACUUGAUCUAUAUUUUAAUUUGGACCACUGACAGAGUUCUGGGUUUGACGGUUUGUGACAGUAGCUAUAAAAUACAGACUCGGAUAGAAUAAAUAAAACAGGCAAAUUAGUUGAAAUCUAGAUCUCAGAACCGAGAAGGAUAAAUAAAAAUGGAGAGGCUUCCUGUGACUGAUCACCAGUUUUGUUCUCCUUGCUCCUUUUUGUCCGUCUCAGCAGACUGCACAGUCAACGAGAAGCGCUCUAGUGCGAGUCCGGCCUCUAAGAGGUCACGCACCGCGUACACGAGCGCGCAACUGGUGGAGCUGGAGAAAGAGUUCCACUUCAGCCGCUACCUGUGCAGGCCGAGGCGCGUGGAGAUGGCUAACCUCCUCAACCUCCACGAGAGACAGAUCAAGAUCUGGUUCCAGAACCGGCGGAUGAAGCAGAAGAAGGACGAGAGAGUCCAGGGCCUCGUUCACUCCACCAACACCGCCUCCUCCUCCUCGCCCCCGUCCUCCCCCUCCGCCCCGGGCAGCCCCACUCUGUCGAGCCUGGGUUAUGUUCAUCUGGGCGGGGAUUACCAGCCGGCCUCUCCUCCGCUCAAGUCCCAACAGCACCAUCAGUCCCAGCCGGCGUACUCUGCUGAAUACUCCAAAUAUGCAGCUCCAGGCUUCGCGCACGGCCCGCAGCUUCACGUGCAGUACAACACGCACCCAAACUCCCACGCAACAGACCCAAAUGUGGAUGUUAGUGGGUCAUAUUUCCCACAGAGCUGCACUCAGGACAGGAUCAUGCAGGCUCCAAAACUGACUCAUCUGUAA